Molecule: messenger RNA, 1082 nt
Organism: Helianthus annuus (common sunflower)
Lineage: Eukaryota; Viridiplantae; Streptophyta; Magnoliopsida; Asterales; Asteraceae
Product: succinate dehydrogenase [ubiquinone] iron-sulfur subunit 3, mitochondrial
Exons: 4
Coding region: 4-942 (312 amino acids)
Biological process (GO): aerobic respiration; tricarboxylic acid cycle; respiratory electron transport chain
Cellular component (GO): mitochondrion
Molecular function (GO): electron transfer activity; 2 iron, 2 sulfur cluster binding
Source: RefSeq, a predicted model, not a curated record
UCCAUGUGCAAGACAGAACAAGCGAUGGGGUUCAGUAGCAGCAGCAAGAGGUGGUUAUCGGAGGGAUACAAGAAGGUGGUGAGUGGUCUGGUGAACCCAAAACACAAGAGGUUCGGGAUACUGGAAGAUCACCCAGUGGGUCGGGACCAUGCUCAAGCAGCAGUUGAAUCACAACAAAACCUAAAAGAUAACAUCAAAGCGAUUAAAAAAGAGUUCAAGAUCUAUAGAUGGAACCCUGAUCUUCCAUCCCAGAAACCAUUUCUUAAAUCAUACUUUAUUGAUCUCACCACCUGUGGCCCCAUGGUUUUGGAUGCAUUGCAGAAGAUAAAAGCAGAAUAUGAUUCAUCAUUGAGCUAUAGAAGAUCAUGUAGAGAAGGAAUAUGUGGGUCUUGUGCCAUGAACAUUGAUGGGACCAACACAGUGGCAUGUUUAAAGCCAAUUGACACAGACACCAGUAAGGCUACAUACAUCACACCUUUGCCACAUAUGUAUGUGAUUAAAGAUCUUGUUGUUGAUCUCACAAAUUUUUACCAACAAUACAAGUCUAUUGAGCCAUGGUUGAAGACUAAGAAACCUCCACCAGAUGGAAAAGAAUACUUGCAAACACCUUCGGAUAGAAAGAAACUUGAUGGUUUAUAUGAGUGUAUAUUGUGUGCUUGUUGUAGCACUUCUUGUCCAUCCUACUGGUGGAACCCGGAGGAGUUUGAUGGGCCCGCAGCAUUGCUGCACGCCCAUCGCUGGAUCUCCGACAGCCGCGAUGACUACACGGAGGAGAGAUUGCAUGCCCUUAUGGAGAACGACAAACGUUUGUACCGGUGUAGAACAAUAAAGAAUUGUACUGCCACAUGUCCCAAAAGCUUGAAUCCAGCACGUGCUAUCCGUCAAAUGGAGGCUAUGAAGUCUAAGAACCCAAUUUCUGCUCGUGUAGCUGAGACGAUAUGAUCUUGUGAAAUGGUUGGGCUUUUAGUUGUCUUGAUGUACAAAGCGUGCGCAUUCGACCGUUCUAGUUGUUGUAUGUAGGUUUAAGAACUAUAACAAAAAUAUUCAAUAAAUAUCAACUAUUAUUAUCAUAUAACAGAAAA